Molecule: messenger RNA, 6314 nt
Organism: Oxyura jamaicensis (ruddy duck)
Lineage: Eukaryota; Metazoa; Chordata; Aves; Anseriformes; Anatidae
Gene: MAP3K1
Product: mitogen-activated protein kinase kinase kinase 1
Exons: 20
Coding region: 128-4687 (1519 amino acids)
Biological process (GO): protein phosphorylation
Cellular component (GO): cytoplasm
Molecular function (GO): zinc ion binding; protein serine/threonine kinase activity; ATP binding
Source: RefSeq, a predicted model, not a curated record
GCCGUUUGCGCAGACAGCGCCGUUUCCGCAGCGGAGGGGAGCGUUGGCUCCCCCCCCUCUCCGCCCCCCCCGCCACCCCCCCGCCCCGACCCGAUCCCCGUGAGCCCGAUGUGACCCGCCAGAGAAAAUGGCGGCGGCGGCGGGCAAUCGCGCCUCGCCGUCGGGACUGUCCGCCGAAGCGGCCGCCGCCGCCGCCGCCGCCUGCGGGAGCCCGAAGGGCGGCAGGGGAGCGGGGAGCGCGGCCGCCAGCAGCAGCAGCGGUAGCGGCGGCGGCGGGCCCCUGCGUGAGGCGGGCGGCGGCCGGGAGCAGCGCUCCGACUGGCGGCGGAAGCAGCUGCGCAAAGUGCGGAGUGUGGAGCUCGACCGGCUGCCCGAGGCGCCCCUCUUCCUCGCCGCCGCCCCGGCCGCCGCCUCCUCCUCCUCCUCGUCUUCCUCCUCCUCCUCCUCCUCCUCCUCCUCGCCGGAGCCCCCCGACGCGCUGCUGCUCCACUACCUGCCCGGGCCGCGCUCCGGCCCCGCCAGCCCGGCCGCCUCCCCCAGCCGCUGCGCCGAGCCGCCCGAGCCGCCGCCGGCCGCCGAGCCCGCCGCUGAGAGGAGGAGGAGGAGGGUGAUGAUGGAGCCUCCCCUCGCCGCGAGUCGUGACAUGGAGAAUAAAGAAACCUUGAGGGGGCUGCAGAAGAUGGAUGACCGCCCAGAAGAGCGCAUGAUCAGGGAGAAACUCAAGGCAACGUGUAUGCCAGCUUGGAAACAUGAAUGGCUGGAAAGAAGAAGCAGGAGAGGCCCUGUGGUGGUGAAACCUAUCCCUGUGAAGGGAGAUGGAUCUGAAAUGAACAAGCUAUCUCUAGAACCUCAAGCUGAAGGACAAAGCACUGCUUCUUCACCUACACAGAAAGGAAGGCGUAGUCCUUCUCCUAGUAGCUCUUCUUCAUCAUCUUCUAGGACUGUUAAAUCUGAAUCACCGGGUGUUAGAAGAAAAAGGGUAUCUCCAGUACCUUUUCAGAGUGGACGUAUAACACCACCUCGAAGAGCCCCAUCUCCAGAUGGCUUCUCUCCAUACAGCCCUGAGGAAACAAAUCGUCGUGUCAACAAAGUUAUGCGAGCCAGGCUGUACCUGCUGCAGCAGAUAGGACCCAACUCUUUCUUAAUCGGAGGAGACAGCCCUGAUAAUAAAUACAGAGUCUUUAUUGGGCCUCAGACUUGUAGCUGUGGUCGCGGAACAUUUUGUAUUCAUCUGUUGUUUGUUAUGCUGCGAGUGUUCCAGCUUGAACCCUCAGACCCAAUGCUAUGGAGAAAGACACUGAAGAACUUUGAGGUUGAGAGUUUGUUCCAGAAAUAUCACAGUAGGCGUAGCUCGAGGAUCAAAGCUCCAUCUCGUAACACCAUCCAGAAGUUUGUCUCACGCAUGUCAAAUUCUCAUACAUUGUCAUCAUCUAGUACUUCUACAUCUAGUUCAGAACACAGUAUGAAGGAUGAAGAAGAACAGAUGUGCCCCAUUUGUUUGUUAGGCAUGCUGGAUGAAGAAAGCCUGACUGUGUGUGAAGAUGGCUGCAGGAACAAAUUACAUCACCACUGCAUGUCAAUAUGGGCGGAAGAAUGUAGAAGGAACAGAGAGCCACUUAUAUGUCCUCUUUGUAGAUCUAAAUGGAGAUCUCAUGAUUUCUAUAGUCAUGAAUUGCCUAGCCCUGUGGAGUCAUCUGUUCUCCGUGUAGUUCAGCAACAAACUCAACAGCAGCCUACAGUUGGAUCUCAGAGGAGAACCCAAGACAGCAAUUUUAACCUUACUCAUUAUGGGGUCCAGCAGAUUCCUUCUGCUUAUAAAGAUUUAGCUGAGCCAUGGAUUCAGGUGUUUGGGAUGGAGUUAGUUGGCUGCUUGUUUUCUCGAAACUGGAAUAUACGAGAGAUGGCACUUAGACGUCUUUCCCAUGAUGUUAGUGGUGCUCUACUACUGGCUAAUGGUGAAAGCACUGGAAAUUCUGGAAGUAGCAAUGGAAACAACACAAGUGCUGGAGCUCUGGGAGCAGCUAGUGGGUCGUCUCAGACCAGUAUCUCAGGAGAUGUUGUGGUGGAAUCCUGCUGCAGUGUGCUGUCCAUGGUCUGUGCUGACCCUGUCUACAAAGUGUAUGUUGCUGCUUUAAAAACCUUAAGAGCCAUGCUGGUAUAUACUCCUUGUCAUACUUUGGCAGAAAGGACUAAACUACAGCGACUUCUCAAGCCAGUUGUAGAGACAAUAUUAGUUAAAUGUGCAGAUGCCAACAGUCGAACAAGUCAACUUUCAGUCUCAACGCUAUUGGAGAUGUGUAAAGGCCAAGCAGGCGAGCUGGCAGUUGGGAGAGAAAUACUUAAGUCUGGGUCCAUUGGUAUUGGUGGUGUUGAUUAUGUCUUAAAUUGUAUUCUUGGAACCCAGACUGAAUCUAGCAACUGGCAAGCACUACUGGGACGCCUUUGUCUUAUAGACAGACUUCUGUUGGAAUUUCCUGGUGAAUUUUAUCCUCACAUUGUCUGUGGAGAUGUUUUGCAGGCCGAUACUGUAGUAGACAGGUAUAAGAAACUUCUCUCCCUCUUAAAUUUCGCCUUGCAGUCAAUUGACAAUUCCCACUCAAUGGUUGGUAAGCUAUCACGGAGAGUAUUUUUGAGUGCCGCAAGAAUGGUGGCAAGAGUGCCUCAUGUUUUUGUAAAGCUUUUAGAAAUGUUGAGUGUGACAAGCUCAACUCAUUAUGCAAGGAUGCGUCGACGUUUGAUGGCAAUAGCAGAUGAAAUGGAAAUUGCAGAAGCUAUUCAGCUAGGCAUGGAAGAAAUGCAGUCUGGGGAUUGUCGACAUGAAGACUUUUUGCAGCUACCUGUACCAGAAAACUCUCCAGAAGCUACAGAAAAUAAUACGCCUAACAAUACUGUCCAGUUAUCAGGGAAAAGUGGGAAAGGUUUAAGUGACAAAAAAAUUAGUGCCAGUCCAGAGGACAUUUCUGAGACACUGGCUGGCCUUGCUGUGGGACUUCCUGUUUCAUCAGUAACCACUGAGCAACCAAAGCCAGCUGUUCAAACAAAAGGAAAACCCCACAGUCAGUGUUUGAACUCUCCUCCCUCAUCCAGUCAUUCCCAGUCACUAUUCCCAACACUUCUCUCUCCUUCAAACCCAUCUGUACCAGCUGGCACUGUAACAGAUGUCUCUAAACUCAGACCUCAGGGAUUCAUUCCCUGCAAAAUUCCCUCACCUUCUCCUCAAACACAGCGGAAACUCUCUCUCCAGUUUCAGAGAAACUGUUCUGAAAAUAAAGAAGCAGAGAAACUUUCUCCAGUUUUCACCCAAGCCAGGCCAUUGCCAUCCAGUCACAUACACAGGCCAAAGCCAUCACGACCCACUCCAUGUGAUAUGAACAAGCAGGGGGAAACUUCAAAAAAUGGUAUGACACUUGACCUGAACGAUAUUUCACAGUGUGACGGGAAUAGUAGUAAUAGCAGUGCAGUUAUUCCAAGUGAAGAGACGGUGUUCACACCGGUAGAUGAGAAGUGUCGGUUGGAUGUUAAUGCAGAGCUCAACUCCAGUAUUGAGGACCUACUCGAGGCUUCCAUGCCAACAAGUGAUGGCACAGUUACGUUCAAGUCCGAAGUUGCAGUUCUUUCUCCUGAGCGGGCAGAAAAUGAUGAUACUUACAAAGAUGAUGUAAAUCAUAAUCAAAAAUGCAAGGAAAAGAUGGAAGCUGAAGAAGAGGAAGCUUUAGCUAUUGCUAUGGCAAUGUCAGCGUCUCAAGAUGCCCUGCCAAUAAUUCCCCAGCUGCAAGUUGAAAAUGGUGAAGAUAUCAUAAUUAUUCAGCAGGAUACACCAGAAACCCUGCCUGGACAUACCAAAGCAAAACACCAUUAUAGAGAAGAUGCAGAAUGGCUUAAAGGUCAGCAAAUUGGUCUUGGAGCUUUCUCUUCCUGCUACCAAGCUCAAGAUGUAGGAACGGGGACAUUAAUGGCUGUAAAACAGGUGACAUAUGUCAGGAACACAUCAUCUGAGCAAGAAGAGGUAGUUGAAGCACUGAGGGAGGAGAUACGGAUGAUGAGUCAUCUGAACCAUCCUAAUAUUAUUCGCAUGUUGGGUGCUACGUGUGAGAAGAGCAACUAUAACCUCUUUAUUGAAUGGAUGGCAGGGGGAUCAGUUGCUCAUUUGUUAAGUAAAUAUGGAGCUUUCAAAGAAUCGGUUAUUAUUAAUUACACAGAACAACUGUUACGUGGCCUUUCUUACCUCCACGAGAAUCAGAUAAUCCACAGAGAUGUUAAAGGUGCCAAUUUGCUAAUUGACAGCACAGGUCAUAGAUUAAGAAUUGCUGAUUUUGGAGCUGCAGCCAGGUUGGCAUCAAAAGGAACUGGUGCUGGGGAGUUUCAGGGACAGUUGUUGGGAACUAUUGCAUUUAUGGCACCGGAGGUUCUGAGAGGUCAGCAGUAUGGUAGGAGCUGCGAUGUGUGGAGUGUUGGAUGUGUCGUUAUAGAAAUGGCUUGUGCUAAACCUCCCUGGAAUGCAGAGAAACACUCCAAUCACCUUGCUCUAAUAUUUAAGAUUGCUAGUGCAACUACUGCUCCAUCAAUCCCUUCACAUCUGUCUCCUGGUUUGAGGGAUGUGACUCUUCGGUGUUUAGAACUUCAACCUCAGGACAGACCCCCAUCAAGAGAGCUGCUGAAACACCCAGUCUUCCGUACUACAUGGUAGUUAAUUAUGCGUAAGGCUGAUAUACUGAAGAAGAUGCUACUGAAUAUGUAAUAACUGUCUUUCAGUGCAGUUAAGCACAGCAGCUUGUGUUAUUCUGAUGGCCUUAAUGACAGAUACAUCAAGGACUUAAGGCCAGUGGAGGACCCUACCUAAGUAUGUGAUUGACAAAUCGAGAUCUUUACCUAAGCUUAGUAUGCAACAUUUCACAACAUGUGCAGAGAUUUGUAAACUGUGCCUUUUCAAACAUCUGGCUCUGUGUCAACACAAAAGCAUUUUGCUUUAAGUCUGCAUGAUUAUUUAGCAGAUAAGUGAUUUUUACUUUAUUUAGAGCACUUUUUCAGCAAUAUUAAUGGCUGAGGGGCUCAGGAUCUAUUUUAAUAUAGCAAUCACUGUUCCAUCUUACAUCAAGUACAUGUAAGCAGAGGAUUCUGCAAUUACAGUCAGUUUUCAGCACUGGUUAAAAGGAAGUUAUGUAUCUGUCCCUUUUGAUUAUACAAAGUUCUCUGUGUAAGAAAUCCAAAUGUUGAUGGAUACUUUAAAAAAAAAAAUUAAAAAAUUGCCUUCCUUAAAGUAAGAGCAGGCAGUUGAGGUUCACUGUGCAUUUACUGCUGGCUGUGUAAUUUCUUUUGAAAUUAAAGUUUUGUGCUUUCAUUGUAUUUUUAACUUUCAGGGAAAGGUGAUCUUUUAAAAUAGUCUUUAGAAAAAGAUGCAAACUGUGUCACUGAAUAUCUUGCUGACACAAGUUUUAAAAACAGAUUUGCUGGAAAUAUGAAAUGAAAUAAAAUGCCACCUUCAAGUCAGUGUUUCAGGCUCUCAUAGUAUAGUUUACUAUAAAAAAAUGUUCUGCGUAAAACAAUUCAGAGUCUGAAUCAUGCAAAAUGUUGUUGAGCCUUCUUUUCAUAUAGCUUUUCGUACAAUCUAUUCUGGCAAAUUAAGUAGAGAAACUUCAAGUCAAAGGCCUCAAACCCAGUUCACAUUGAAGUUUAUGGGAGACUUUGUCCUGUACUUCUGUGGGAGCAGGUGCCAACUAUGAGUAAAUCUCAUUCUUUCUGUAGCAAAACUGAGGUCGCAUAUGUUACUGAUAAUAAGUUUUACCUGCUGUUUUCCUUCUGCCAUACAUCAUCUAUUUACUGUAGUUGUUAGUGAUAAGUUAAUUUCUAAAUGUUUUAAAAAAAAAAAUUACCAUAAGAAAGGUAUUUAUUUUAACAAGAAGCAAACUUGGACUUGAAAAGCAAGAUAAAAUGUGAAGUAAAGCUUCACCUAUAGUGCAAAACUUUUGUUUUUAGCAGGUGUGUUUUUAAAACAUGUUUUUAAAAUUAUUCUAAAGGCAGGUUUUUAGAUUCUGAUGCAUGUAAUUCUGAAGGAAAAUGGCAGCUUUUCUUUUGCUUUUUUUAAUGGGGAUAUUUUUAAAUCAUAUACUGAUUGUGUUUAAUCCAUUUGAUAAAAAUACUGUUUGUGUUUUAACUCUUCAGAAGCCAGUUGAAUUGUGGGACUGAAAUAGAAUUGGUUAUUUUCAAAGACUCAGGACAAACUAAAUAAGCUAUAGUAUGUUUAAAAAUGUACAACACAAAUUGGAAGUAAAACAUCUUAAAGAUAAGUUUACAGCAAUGAUAGUGCUCAUACUAAU